AUGGCCAAGCAAAAGACAGCGCCCGUCGCCUCGCCGGCAAAGGCUGGCAACGAUAACACCGCGGCGACACAUCAACAGGCCGCAAAUGACCAGCCUGCAACACAAUUCGAAAAGAUGGCUGCUCUGGUCGUGCCCCCCGCCUGGGUUCGCCGGAUCAUCUUCGUUACUCUUAUCGUCUAUCUCACGCCGAUGCUUCUUGCACACUGGGUUGAGACGUCAACAAAACUCAUCAGGAUCUUUCAGUCGUAUACCUCAGGGAGGUGA
Messenger RNA from Colletotrichum spaethianum, 264 nucleotides. RefSeq lists its product as uncharacterized. Bases 1 to 264 code for a protein of 87 amino acids. The record is from RefSeq and is a predicted model, not a curated record. The transcript has a single exon. Lineage: Eukaryota; Fungi; Ascomycota; Sordariomycetes; Glomerellales; Glomerellaceae.